Plasmopara halstedii is the source of this 361-nucleotide messenger RNA. RefSeq lists its product as uncharacterized. The record is from RefSeq and is a predicted model, not a curated record. The coding region runs from base 1 to 201 and encodes 66 amino acids. The transcript has a single exon. NCBI's taxonomy places the organism in Eukaryota, Oomycota, Peronosporomycetes, Peronosporales, Peronosporaceae.
AUGUCACAAACUGUGCGUGUGCGAUCGUCAAGGGCGAUGUGCCGUCGUUGCUCUCGAAUCCCUCGCUGCAGCUUGCUUCGGCAAGCUCCCCCUGUAAGAAAGUCAAGGUUCGAGCUAAGUACGAUAAUACGCUCUAAGCAAUUUGCAAAUGAGGAACAUCAAGACGCUAAAAAUGUUUUACCUUUGUUAGCUUCGUCGUAAAACGUAUACGAGAAAUUACUAGUUAGUUAACAAGUAUUCAGUUGAUGAUAACAACAAAGCAAUAUAUUUCGGAUAAAUCCUAAAUUACUAGUAGGAUGGAAAGCCACUACAACAAGUUUGGUCCUUACUUCUUAUAGUGCAGGACCUCACCGAUCACAUU